UUCCCUCCCCCAUCCCCCGGGGAUCGUCCUUCUUUCCCCUGCGUCCUCUUCUCUCAAGGAGAAAAAAAACGAUGUUCCCUGGAAGCCCCCCGUUCUGGGUUCUUCUCCUGGUGGUCCUCCUGACGCUCUCCGGCCAGGAAGCGCUGGCUCAGAAAGGACGCAAGAAAGUCAUUCAUGUCUCUGAGGAUGACAGUGGGGCUGUCGUGGUUCAGACGGCCCCCGGGAAGGUCGUCACCCACCGCGGCGGCACCAUCAUCCUUCCCUGCCGGUUCCAUUACGACAUUUCGGCCCACGACGCGGAUGAGAUUCGCCUGAAAUGGACCAAAGUGGUGGACCCCAUGUCCUUCGAGGACGUCUUUGUCGCCAUGGGUCAAGAGCGCCGGGCCUUUGGGAACUACCGAGGCCGGACGGCGUUGCAAGAGGACGGCGCCGGAGACGCAUCGCUCGUCAUUCGGAAUGUCACCUUGCAGGAUUAUGGGCGCUACGAGUGCGAGGUGACGAACGAGUUGGAAGAUGAUGCGGGCAUGGUGAAACUGGACUUGGAAGGGGUGAUCUUUCCUUACCACCCUCGCCUGGGGCGUUACAGCCUGAAUUUCCAUGAGGCCCAGAAAGCAUGUUUAGAGCAAGACGGGAUUCUGGCUUCGUACGACCAGUUGCACGAGGCCUGGCUGGACGGAAUGGACUGGUGCAACGCCGGCUGGCUGGACGACGGAUCAGUCCAGUACCCCAUCUCGAAACCGCGGGACGAGUGUGGGCGCAAGGAGACGGCCGUCGGGGUGAGGAACUACGGCUACCGGCAGAAAGAGGAGGAGCGCUAUGAUGCCUUUUGCUUCACAUCAAACCUGAACGGGAAGGUCUACUUCCUCAAAACCUACCGCAAACUGAGCUUUCCAGAGGCCGUCCACGCGUGUCAGGGGAACGGGGCCACCGUGGCCAAAGUGGGCCAACUCUAUGCAGCCUGGAAGAUCCAGCUGUUGGACAGGUGCGAAGCCGGCUGGGUGAGCGACGGGAGCAUCCGGUACCCCAUCGUCAACCCCCGGGCCCGUUGUGGGGGCCGCGAGCCGGGGGUCCGCAAUUUAGGCUUCCCGGAUAAAAAAUACAAGCUUUUCGGGGUCUAUUGCUACAAGGAAUCCAACGGCGGCGGCACGGCCAAGAAGGGGACGCGGAAGUGGAAAGCUCGGCAGGCGUAACCGUUGAUGAGGGAAGUGCCGGAUUCGAAUCCCUCCACUUCCUCCUCUUCCUCCUCCUCCUCUCUCCCAUCCUCCAACGACAGGUAAGGGCUUCUCCCUCUCUUCAGCCUCUCCUUUGGGACAAGCAGCGCCCACACCUUUUUCCAGAAGAGUCUGGUUGUGUGACCAAGGAGAGAAGGACCAUAUUGGACUCGAUGAACUUCGCUCUGAACAUCUGGACCGCCAGGACGUCUGGGCUGCCGUCCGGCCUGUAUCUGGAGCUGCAAGUCUCCUAAAUACCUGUUUUCUGCUCUUCCUC
Molecule: messenger RNA, 1488 nt
Organism: Pogona vitticeps (central bearded dragon)
Lineage: Eukaryota; Metazoa; Chordata; Lepidosauria; Squamata; Agamidae
Source: RefSeq, a predicted model, not a curated record